AUGGAGAAGGAGCCUUUGCUUGGUGAAUUGCCUCGUGAGGCUACGAAACCUAAAUCUCGCAGUCUCAUCACGGCGAUACGCCUUCUUGCCUUCACCUUUGCCGCGUCAUUCGCCGGGUGCUACUUCCUUACUGGUUUUUGGCCUCUUGAUUAUGUCGUCUACUCACCAGCUGAGAGAGUACUCAUUCGCAACCCAUUGAUCGAUGGUCACAAUGAUCUUCUUAUCCUGAUGCGAGUCUUGUAUGGCAACCAUAUCUAUGAUCCUGAAUUUACGGACAAGAUGGAGAAUGGUGGUCUCGGUGGCCAAGUCGACAUCCCGCGUAUGAACAAGGGCAAAGUUGGUGGUGCAUUCUGGAGUGCUUUUGUACCUUGCCCGGCCAAUGGCUCAGACUUCUCUGAUGCGGCAUAUGCUCCAUACGUCAAGACCACACUGGAGCAGAUUGACCUCUUCAACCGUCUCUCCGAGAUGUACCCUCGAUACUUCUCACCGGCCGGCGACUCUGCAGCAGCACAUCGUGCCUUUGCCUCGCAUAAGCUGAUUUCUCCUAUGGGUAUCGAAGGUCUUCAUCAGAUCGGUAACUCAAUCUCCACCCUGCGUCUCUACCAUAAGCUAGGAGUUCGCUACGCAACUUUGACCUGGAACUGCCAUAACGCCUACGCAGAUGCAGCUUUGAUCUCAAACUCCGACAACCAGACUGUUGUUGCACCUCCUCUCUGGGGCGGCGUUUCACCUGCAGGCAAGAAGCUCAUCCAGGAAAUGAACAGACUCGGCAUGCUGGUCGACCUCAGCCACGUGAGUCAAAACACCAUGGCCCACGUCUUUGGUCAUGGAGAAGACGGCUGGCAGGGCAGCAUCGCCCCACCAAUCUUCAGUCACUCGAGCGCCUACUCUAUCUGUCCUCACCCCCGCAAUGUUCCUGACCACAUUCUCCCAUACGUCAAGGCCGCUCGUGGCAUCGUCAUGAUCAACGCCAACCCAGAUUUCAUCAGCUGUCGUGCCUCAAACAGCUCUUCUGGUCUUCCUGAGUUCGUCCCCGAGACUUCAACCAUCCAGCAGGUGGUCAAGCAUAUCAAGUACAUCGGAGACAUGAUCGGCUACGACUACGUGGGCAUCGGCACAGACUUCGACGGCAUUGAGAGCACACCGAAGGGCUUCGAAGAUGUGUCGAAGUUUCCCGAUCUGGUGACGGAGAUGCUCAAGCAAGGUAUCAGUGAGCAUGAUGCUGGCAAAGUCGUGGGCAGAAACAUCUUGAGAGUCUGGGCUGAUGCUGAUGCCGUGGCCACUUGGAUGCAAAGGAAGGGCGUCUUGCCUCUUGAAGAUGAGGUCAAGCACCCUUGGGAGUGA
Molecule: messenger RNA, 1344 nt
Organism: Aureobasidium pullulans EXF-150
Lineage: Eukaryota; Fungi; Ascomycota; Dothideomycetes; Dothideales; Saccotheciaceae
Exons: 2
Coding region: 1-1344 (447 amino acids)
Biological process (GO): proteolysis
Molecular function (GO): metallodipeptidase activity
Source: RefSeq, a predicted model, not a curated record